AUGGAAAAUUUCCUACCGGUAGAGAUUAUAACAAACAUUCUUUCACGUUUACUUACUGAAUCGCUAUGGGAGUGUUCGUUAGUCUGUAAAACUUGGCGAAGUCUCAUCUACAAUGACAAGCUCUUUGCCCAUAUGCACUCGCGUGGUAUUUACAAUCACGAUUCUGUUGCUGCUGUUUCUUCUGGUAAGGCAAGUUUCGUUUACUUGUUAAAUUCAGUAAAAGGGCCUAAUCUUCUAAAGUAUAUGGAAUAUGAUGAUGAUAAUCAUGAAAAACCUCUCAAGUUUGGAAUAACCAACUUAAUACCGGCACUUGGCUUUAACCCCGUCAAGAUUAUUGGUUCUUGUAACGGUUUAAUUUGUAUAUCUGAUGAGUUUUACAUAAAAGGUGACAGUACUAUCUGUAUUUGCAAUCCCAUAACUAGAGAAUUCGUGUAG
Molecule: messenger RNA, 435 nt
Organism: Papaver somniferum (opium poppy)
Lineage: Eukaryota; Viridiplantae; Streptophyta; Magnoliopsida; Ranunculales; Papaveraceae
Product: F-box protein At3g07870-like
Exons: 1
Coding region: 1-435 (144 amino acids)
Molecular function (GO): protein binding
Source: RefSeq, a predicted model, not a curated record